Molecule: messenger RNA, 1814 nt
Organism: Drosophila willistoni
Lineage: Eukaryota; Metazoa; Arthropoda; Insecta; Diptera; Drosophilidae
Product: fatty-acid amide hydrolase 2-A
Exons: 4
Coding region: 70-1671 (533 amino acids)
Source: RefSeq, a predicted model, not a curated record
GCUUCCAAGUAGUCUUACUCAGUAGCUUAUUCCGGCUGGGUCUGUUCUGUAUAUGGUCUGGCAUGCGUAAUGGAAUUUUUACUACGUCUCAUUCUGAUUACCGUUAAAUUACUUUCGCUUUUUGUUGCUACAUUUGGUUGUUUCCUUAAAUCACCAAAACGCCCACGCACCUCUGGCCUGCCGGCGAUAAGAAAUCGUUUGUUAACCUUAAGUCUCCAGGAGCUGCGUGGUCGUCUGCGUGCCCGUCAGCUAACAUCAGUGGAAUUGGUUAGAGCUUAUAUAGAACGCAUUGAGGCGGUUAAUCCCCAACUAAAUGCUCUGGUAGAAUCUCGUUUUGAAGCUGCUCUCGUUGAUGCAGCCAAAGUCGAUGAGCUCAUCGCUCAUGCUAAAGAUGUGGAUAAACUCUUUCAAGAUCGUCCGCUUUUGGGUUUGCCCAUGACAGUGAAGGAAUCAUGUGCUCUCGAUGGCAUGUCUUUUGCUGUGGGCAGUUUGGCAAGAAAGACAAUCAAAGCCGAUAAGGAUGGAGUUGUGGUGAAACGUUUGCGUGCCGCGGGUGCUAUACCCUUGUUAGUGUCCGCCACCCCUGAAUAUUGUUAUAGUAUUGAGACGGAUACCCUCUUGAAUGGACACUGCUGCAAUCCAUAUAACUUUGAGCACACUUCCGGCGGAAGUUCUGGCGGCGAAGGCUCUCUCAAUGGUGCUGGCGCCUCUCUCUUUGGUGUGGGCUCUGAUAUAGGCGGGUCUAUACGUAUACCCAGUUUAUUUUGCGGUGUCUUUGGACACAAACCCACUGGCAAAGUGGUAACUGUUGAGGGUCAUUUUCCCAAUUCCACGGAUAAGGAUUUUGAGCAUUAUUUGGUUCUUGGCCCCAUUACAAGAUUUGCCGUAGAUCUUCCUGAUCUACUGGAAGUGAUGGCCGGUGAGAAUGCAGAAAAAUUGCGACUGCGAGAGCCGAUUCAGUUAAGCCAACUGGAGAUACAUUAUGCCUUUGGUUUCGAGGGUCUCAAUGGUCGAAUGCAUCAGCCCGUGGAUGAGGAGAUUAAAGAAGCCAUAGCCAGAGCUGUGGAUCACCUCAAAAACUUGGGCCUAGCCGUGCAAGAAGCAGAUUUAUCUGGCCUAAACAAUUCCACUGAGAUUUCUCUCUCUGGGGUAGCAAGUCUGGGUAAAAUGAAUUAUGUGCUCGAUGCCGAGCCAACGGAGGGCAAAGGUAAAGUUCGCGAGACUCUGGGUGAGCUAGUUCGCAGCUUCCGAGGUCAAUCCAAUUACACAACAAACGCUUUGAUCUUUGAUCUCAUGAGACGCACAAACGCCUUUAUGCCGGCUAAAAAGUUGGAGCAGUAUCAGGCCGAAGCAAAGUGGCUAAUUGAAGAGUUCACACGAUUGCUUGGCCAAAAUGGUGUUUUGCUGUUUCCCACCAUGCACGCGACCGCCGCCAGACACAAGUGGACCUUUUUCCCCUUGUGGGGCAUUGAUUAUACAUUGCUGUUCAAUGUUCUGGGACUGCCAGUGACUCAUGUGCCCAUGGGUUUGAGCUCUCGCACAGGUCUUCCCAUUGGGUUCUCGGUUAUAGCUGGUCCUCAUCAGGAUCGUCUCUGUCUCAAAUUAGCCGCGGAAUUGGAACGGGCAUUUGGUGGUUGGUGUCCACCUACGCCACACGAAUUGGAUAAUUAAAUACCAUUGAUAAGCAGCAUUAAAAACUCCAACCGAUUUUAACUUACACUUAAAUUACCAGUGUUGAACAUUUGUUUUCAAUAACUUAAGUAGAUUAUUUGCUUUAAUAAAUUUUUCGGUAUCCUCUGUCAUUGAAAGUUGUA